GGCUGUCUGCUGGCCUCUGCUCUUCAGUGACCCAAUGAGCCGGGCAGCGACGAUAUCGUCGUCACUUUCGAUGCGGGCUAACGGUUAAACGGUCUUACAAUACGUUCUCCACAUAGAUAUAUGUAUUUUGAAACUGCCGUUUACGUCCUUAAAUAUCAAUAUCCAAAUCAAAAUAAAUAAAUACCAACCGCUUAUCGUCGCGCGUUCUGAUUUCAACACAAGCGAAAAAAAUAAAGUAUACAAAUAAAAAUAAUAUUUACAUUUUCCGUUUUGUCGUUUUUUUUUUUGUGCAUUUUUUUUUGUUGUCACUCUGCCAUUUCACGCUGUGCUUCGCGCCUUUUUUUUUGAGAAAGUCGUAAACUCCCUGUUGGGGAGUUGCUAGCAAAUUAAAUAUAUAUUUUGUUGUUCGGUUCGUUUUAUUGUUUAUUGGCAUGAGUUUUGUGUGAGGCCACAAAAAAAAAAAAGAAAAAUAGAAAAAAAGAAGAAAGCAAAUUGAAAAUCGAAGCAACAAAUCGCAAUCAUAAUCAUGUCUGCGUUAAUUCCAAUUGGCCACUACUGCAAAAGUGUUCAAGUGUUGUUGUGAGUGUCGUUCAAAAAAAAAAAAAGAAGAAAAAUCGCGAUCGAAAUAAAAAUAAUAAACAUACAAAGAUUACAACGAAUCGAAUUGUUAAAUUCCACGAAUUAAACGCAAAUUGUCUGAAAUUCAGCGUGCACAAUAAAAAGAAUCUGUUUCAAUGUGGAAAGCACAACUAAAUUUUUACGCCUCGACUGUUGAUUGCUGAAUUGCUCAAAAGCGUUAAUUCGGUUAAGCACUUAAAGCGUCCUCGUCAGCAGCAGCAUCAGGAGGAGGAGAAGGAAGAGGAGGACGAAUCGGAGUUGGUAGUUGUGGUGGGCUGUUAAAGAGAGCUUGCUGGAUUGAGGGUCAGCAGCUGUCCCAAUGUGGCCCAGACAUAAGGGCACACAAAUUGCGACGCACAGCAAGUUACGUGCAUAGUUCAAUUGAAGGUGAAUUCCAACUAAACGAGCCAGCGACACAAAAUCUUGAAACGAAGACAAAACAACAGGAAAGCAGAACAGGCAACAGAAAAGAAACAAAACGAAACAAACUUCAACAUGUCCAGCAGCCAUUCAGGCACAAUUGGCCGUAAACGCGUUGGCAGCGGCAGCGCAGUUGGCAGCGAUUUUUACUACAGCAGCAGCAGCGGCGGCGGUGGAGGUGGCUCAAUCGGUGGCGGUGGCAUUGGCGGUGGCAUCGGCGGUGGCGGUGAGCAGCUGCGUCGACAGCGCUCAGCAGAAUGGCACAGCCAUCGACAUGGACAUGGAUAUGGCAGCAGCAGCGAAGAUGAAUAUCAAAAUACCGCCCAGGCAACGGCCUUUGAUACCCAGCUGUUGGCUCAGCUGCUGUUGCAGAGUCAGCAAUUGGCAAGCAUGGAGCAUUACAAUUCGGACUGCGAGCCAGAAUAUUUGCGUCAGCGCAAACGCGACGCGCGUCGCAGCGAAGACAACAACCUCGAGGUGACUUAUGCGCAGCCGCAUCAGCAGCGUCCCUCUGCCGCUGCCUCUGCCGCUGCCUCUGCCGCUGCCGCUGCGACGUCAUCGGGAUCGCCGCUAAAGCUGGCAACGUUGUCGUCGAGCACAACAACGACAACAGGCAGCCAGAAAUAUCAAACGAACGCAAAUUUGGGACUUUUUCCCAACAGCAGCAGCAGCAGCAGCACGCUGACUGCAGCAGCAGUGGCAGCGGCAGCGACGUCAACGUCAGCAGCGACGCGCAGCACAAAUCCCUUCCUCAACGCCAAGUACAACAGCACAAUGGACGACGCUGCUUUGGAGUCAGCGGCAGCGGCAGCAACGCCAAGCAGCGCUUAUUUGCUGCCAGCGUCGGCGUCGUCGUCGACGGCAGCGUCGAGCAGUCAGCGCAGUCAGCGCAGCGGCGCCGCACGCAACACAUUGAAUCGAUUGAGCGGCAUGACAAGCUCCAGCAGCGGCACCUCCGCCCUCUCCGUCAAUCGCAGCGAUUCGUUGCGCGACAAAACGCAACAAUUGCUCGCUGCCGCAGCCGCCGUUGCAGCGACGUCGAAGCCAGCAGCAGCAGCAGCAGCAACCACGACAGCGGCAGCGGCAGCGCUGCAGUUACAGCAGCAGCAGCAGAGCGAUGAUGGCGGCGGGCUGAGCAGCGGGGGGGAAUCGGAACCGCCGCCAGAGCCAGCGCCGCCUGAGAUUCCCCCACGCACUCAAUCGCUGUUGAUGUCCUUGCGCAAGCAUUCCGAAUACAAGCUCAAGUACGAGGAGAAGGGGGACCAAAAGCACGAGGAAUUCAUUCCGACCAGCCAACUCCAGAAGGAUUAUAUUAUCAGCGAUAAUCUUCGCACAGUGGAGCAACAAUUAAAACCCAUUUCUCCAGGCGAUUCUCAGGGAUUGGGCGGCCACCAACAACAGAUGCCACAAAGUAUGUCAACUGGCAGCAACACAAUCGGCCAUGGCGGCAUCGAUCGCGGCGGCGUCGGCGUCGGCGUUGGGAUGCCAAUGGGCGCUGGCACAAUGCCUGGCGGCGUUGGGGGUCAAGGCGUCGGUGGAGUUGGAGUUGGAGGACCCCAAGUGUCGGUCGGUGGACCACCGGGCAGCGGCGGACCGGGUCCGCAUUGCCAGAUAAGCGGCUCACAGCCAUUGGUCAUGCCUGGAUUCCCAUUGCGUAAUUCGCACUCAGCGCAUGCACCGCAUUAUUCGCCAUAUUCACCAUCCAGGUUUCACAUAGAUAAACGCUGUCAACACCGAUGUUCCUGGAAAUGCUUGAGCAUCGCCUUAAUAUUCAUAUCCGUCGUCCUAACCGCCAUGUUGGCAUACUUUGCAGCAGUCAGUUCGAUGAAGCCGAACAUGGACAGCUCCAAUUGCAUCCUAGUCCAAGACGUCAAGUCGCAACCGCACGAUCUCCGAGGCGGCAUCGGAGGCAAGGCUGGCGACAACAAGGCGCUGGGAGGCGCCACCGCAUACCCCACUGAGGAAUCGAUACAGACGAGCACAUCCGAUCACAAUAGCAUCAAUGUGAAUUUGGCCGGUUUGCCGGCGGGCGCAACGGGCAUACAGCAGCAACUGUUGUUGCAACAACAGCAGCCGCAUGCCAUCAAUCAACCGUUGACCCCGUUGGAUGCCACCAACACACAGCUGCAGGAUCAACUCACGUACGGCGGUGCAACUGGCGAUGGCCAGCAUCAUCAUGGCAUCAAUGGUGGCCUCAAUGGCGGUGGCAUCAACGGUGUCGGCGGUGGCAUGAUGGGCGGCAUCAAUGGCGGUGGCCAGCAGCAGCACAAUCUGUUGUUGCAACAGGCGGGCGGACACCAUCAUCCGGCAUUGCAGCAACAGCAGGGCAUCGGUUUGAGUGGCGGGCAAUGGCCGCAAGUCGUUGAGCUGAAGGACUUCAAUGAGCUGUAUCAUGCCAAUAUACCGGCCUAUCAAUUCUGGACUCUGGAAUUCCGCAACAAGCAUCCGGCAUUCAUUCGGUUCAACUUUACGCUGCCAUGGGGCGCACACUUUGCUGUCUAUUCGCGUCGCAAUGUGGCGCCAUCGGUGACGCAACACGACUUUGUGGAGUUCAUCAAGGGCGGCAGACUCGACAGCCAUCUGCGGCAUCGACGCAACGCUGCCAAUGCAACAAGCAGCAGCAGCAGUGGCAAGGAUCGCGGACUGAUCGAUGUGGCAACUGUGGGAAGUAAGCAGCAACAACAACAACAACAUUUGCAGCGGAAACAUCGCAGCAACAGCUACGAGGAGGAACCCUACGACGAUGAAGCCGAUGAUGAAAGCAACAGCGCCAGCGAGGAGCAAGAAUCUCCAGCGAGCUUGGAAUACUUUGAUGUCGAAGCCAAGUCUUCCUUGGCGCAUCCGUUGCACAAACGCUCUGCGGCCGAUGGCGGAGCCGGAGGUUUGCCCGCUCUCGAUAUGGAUGCGAUGACGGUGAAUGUUUCGCUGUUGCAGUAUCUGGACACCGGAUUGUGGUUCAUCUCAGUCUACAACGAUGAGUUGGUUGCCCAUUCGGUGUCGCUGCUCGCCGAGGAGGCUGAAGGUGUCAGCACCACGUGCCCCAACGAUUGUUCCGGUCGCGGCAGCUGCUAUUUGGGCAAAUGCGAUUGCAUCGAUGGUUACCAAGGCGUUGACUGUUCCAAGAGCGUUUGUCCGGUGCUCUGCUCGGCUCAUGGCCACUACGGCGGCGGCGUCUGUCACUGCGAGGACGGGUGGAAGGGAGCCGAAUGCGAUAUACCGGUCGGUGAAUGCGAGGUGCCCAAUUGCUCCAGCCACGGACGCUGCAUCGAGGGCGAAUGCCACUGCGAGCGCGGCUGGAAAGGACCCUACUGCGAUCAACAUGAUUGCCUUGAUCCUUUGUGCUCGGGACACGGCACCUGUGUGGCCGGUCAAUGCUACUGCAAGGCCGGCUGGCAGGGCGAGGACUGCGGCACCAUUGAUCAGCAGGUGUAUCAAUGCCUGCCCGGCUGCUCGGAGCAUGGCACCUACGACUUGGAGACCGGACAAUGCGUCUGCGAGCGACACUGGACAGGACCAGAUUGUUCUCAAGCCGUCUGCAGCUUGGACUGUGGUCGCAAUGGAGUCUGCGAAUCCGGCAAGUGCCGUUGUAAUACCGGAUGGACGGGCAAUCUGUGCGAUCAGCUGCCCUGCGAUGCACGUUGCUCGGAACAUGGUCAGUGUAAGAAUGGCACCUGCGUCUGCUCCCAGGGCUGGAAUGGGCGACACUGCACGCUACCUGGCUGCGAAAACGGAUGCUCUCGUCAUGGUCAGUGCACAUUGGAGAACGGCGAAUAUCGUUGCGAUUGCAUUGAGGGUUGGGCCGGCAGCGAUUGUUCGAUCGCAUUGGAAAUGAACUGCAAGGACAACAUUGAUAACGAUGGCGAUGGCAUGACGGACUGUUCUGAUAGCGAGUGCUGCUCGCAUCCCGCCUGCUCGGAGCACAUCAUGUGCCUCUCGUCCAACGAUCCCGUUGAGGUGCUGCUGCGCAAGCAACCGCCCUCGGUGACAGCAUCCUUCUACCAGCGGGUCAAGUUCCUUAUCGAGGAGAACUCAGUGCAGUCGUAUGCCCACAUGGAUGAGUACAGCGAAAAUCUCUUCUGGAGCUCGUUCACACCUUGUCGUGUUUCGGUGAUGCGAGGUCAGGUGAUAACGCCCCAAGGUCUGGGCAUCGUUGGCAUUCGUGUCUCUGUGGAUCGUGACUCACGUUUUGGCUUCACUCUCACACGACAAGGCGGCUGGUUCGAUGUGCUGGUGAAUGGUGGCGGUGCAGUUACCCUGCAAUUCCAGCGAUCACCCUUCCGUCCACUCACCCGCACCGUUUUUGUGCCCUGGAAUCGCAUCGUCGUGUUGCCGCCGGUGCAAAUGCAGCUGAGCGAUGACGAUGAAACCACCAGUCGCAACAUCAAGGUCGCACCAUUGAAUCCGGCAUUGACGUUCCUCAACUCGAUCCAUUAUCACACAGCAGACGAGGCGAACGAUGCGAGCAAAGUGUGCAUGGAUCAUGAUCACGAGAAGCUCAAGCCCCAAUUGAUUAGCACCUGGAUGCCAAACGGUGUGGGCGCCAUGCCCGGCAAGCGGGUCAUCUUCGCUGAGACGCAGAUUGUACAGGAGUCUAUACAAAUUCCCGGCUCGGAUCUGCACCUCACCUAUCAAUCGUCGCAGGCUUCUGGUUAUUUGAGCAUCGUGCGCAUGCGUCUGACUUCUGAGACCAUUCCCAAGACCCUGACUCACGUGCAUGUGGGCGUUGAGAUCGAGGGUGCACUGCAUGUGAAGACCUACGAGGCCGAUCCGAAUCUCAUCCACACGUUUGCGUGGAACAAACGCAACGUCUAUCGUCAGAAGGUUUACGGUGUGACCAUCGCACGCAUCUCGGUGGGUUAUCAGCACACGACGUGCCAAACUCCCGUGUGGAUCACACAGACAGCGAAGCUGCAGGGCUACGAUGUGGAUAUCUCCGAUAUCGGUGGCUGGGGACUGGACAUCCAUCAUCAUUACAAUUUCCAUGAGGGAAUUCUGCAGAAGGGCGAUGGCAGCACCCUGCACAUGAAGGAAUAUCCCCGCACCGUCAAGGUGGUGAUGGGAACCGGACUGCAGCGACCUCUGAAUUGUCCCGACUACUGCAAUGGCGUGGCCAAGGAUGCCAAGCUCUUGACCCCGAUCGCAUUGGCCACCGGGCCCGAUGGCAGUCUGUAUGUCGGAGACUUUAAUCUGGUGCGUCGCAUUACACCCGACGGCAAGGUGUUUACCAUUCUCCAGUUGAGCGCCACUCAGGUGUCGUAUCAAUACUAUUUGGCCGUCUCCCCCGCCGAUGGACAUCUGUACAUUUCGGAUCCGGAACGUCAUCAAAUCCUGCGACUACUGCGACUGGAGAAGGUCAAGGAUCCGAGCAUCAACAGCGAACCGGUUGUGGGCAGCGGUCAACGUUGCAUUCCCGGCGACGAAGGAAAUUGCGGCGACGGAGGCGCCGCUCUUCAGGCGCGUCUCUCGCAUCCCAAGGGACUGGCGAUUGCCGCCGAUCGCACCAUGUACAUUGCCGAUGGCACCAACAUUCGUGCCGUCGAUCCCAAGGGCAUCAUCCACACCCUGAUCGGACAUCAUGGACAUCACAAUCACUGGAGUCCCGCACCAUGUUCGGGCACCCUGAUGGCCAAUCAGGCCCAACUGCAAUGGCCCACCGGCUUGGCAUUGAGUCCGCUCGAUGGGUCGCUGCAUUUCAUCGAUGAUCGUCUCGUCUUGCGUCUGACUUCAGAUAUGAAAAUACGUGUUGUCGCGGGCACUCCGUUGCACUGCAGCAACAAUGGCCAGGACAAUGGGCGAGCGAACAAGACGGCAACGGACAAUGUCCUUGGCACUGUUUUAGCCAUGGCCUUUUCACCCUUUGGCGAUUUGUACAUCGCCGACAGCGAUUCGCGGCGCAUCAAUUCGAUACGUGUUGUGGACACUGCGGGCAACAUGCGUUACUUUGCUGGCAAACAAGAGAGCACCGGCACCCAAACCUGCGACUGUGCAAUUGGAAAUGGCAGCAACGGUUCGUCGGCGAACGGUUUGACGGUGGGCAAUGGUGGUGCUUAUUCAACGACCGUGAAUCCGACACGCAAUAAUGGCGGCACGACGCCAACGACACCAGCUGGCGGAAACGGAAAUAAUGCUGGCAGUGGCAACGGCAAUGGCAAUGGCAACUCUGCUGGCAACUCAGCCAAUGGCAAUGGCAUCAACAUCGGCAUCAUCAGCAGCACCGGCGCUUGUGUCUGCGCCGGCGGCGUCAAUGCUGCAACGGCUGGCGGCUCCGGUAUCGGCUCCUCCUCCUCCUCCUCGGGCUCAAGUGCCGGCCAAACUUUGGCGGGCAUUGUGGCCGGCGGCAGUUUAAUGUCAACGGGACCCACGACAACGACUACGGUGCUGUUGGGCGCCAAGACAACAGCUGCGAAUCUCAACGGCAACGGCGCCACCCUCAACGACGAUGGCACUCUCAGCAAUGCCGAGACUCUGCUCUCUUCGAAUGCCCGCUUCCAGGCCAUCUCCGCGAUUGCCGUUGCCCAGGACGGCGUCAUCAAUGUGGCCGAUCAAGGUUCUUUGCAUGUGCUCGCCUUGGAACACUAUUUGCCGUCGCAUGAUGAGAACGGUGAAUUCCACAUACCAUUCCCACCGUCCAGUGAAAUCUAUGUGUUCAAUCGCUACGGUCAGCAUGUGGCUACCAAGGAUCUGACCUCGGGCAAGACUCGUUACUCGUUCCUCUACUCGAAGAACACGAGCUUCGGUCGUCUGUCCACUGUGACCGAUGCAUCGGGCAAUAAGAUACAAUUCCUGCGCGACUACAGCAAUGUGGUGAGCUCGAUUGAGAACACACAGGAUCACAAGUCGGAGAUACAGAUCAAUGGCAUUGGCAUCAUGACCAAACUGAGCGAGAAGGGACGUCAGGAGAUCGAAUUGGACUACGACAGCAACACGGGACUCUUGAAUUCCCGGUCGUCGGGUGGCGAGACCUACAUCUAUCAGUACGAUGAGUUUGGACGUGUUACUGGCAUGAUUUUGCCCAGCGGUGAAAUUGUGCGUAUCACCUCACAGCUGGCCGAUAACAAGGGACUCACCGUGUAUGUGCACGCCUCCGUCGAGUCGCUCUUCUCACGCGAACGCUCCACGGGUCCCAACUCCGGAUCCGGUGAUGCCAACGAGCUGCUCGUUCUCGGUGGCGUUCGCUCGACGUUCCUGAAGCGUGGACGCGCUCAUGCCGAUGCCGAACUCAAGGCUAACAAUACGCUGGUCAUUCACGGUGCCAAUGGCGUUGUGGUUGAGGCUUCCGCGGUGGCCCGGCAUCCGUUGCUGGAGGCUGCGCUGCCCGUGGAGGCUGAAAUGUUGGCCAUGUGGUCGCAUCAGAGUGUCACGAUGGGCGAUGGCCUUACGAACUCCAUGUAUUCCGUGUACAAUUUGAUCGGGGAUGUGCGCAAUCCACAGCAGACAUUGAAUCGCGAGAUCUGGGUGAAUCAAUCCCGGGUGAUUGGCGUCGAAUUCGAUCAGUUCACCAAUCGCGAGACCUUCUACGAUGCCCAACGCACACCGAUACUGAUUGUCGCAUACGAUCAAUCGGGUCUGCCCAAAUCGUAUUAUCCGGCCAACGGUUAUCCCGUCAACAUCACGUACGAUCGCUUCAAUCGCGUCGAGGGCUGGGCCUGGGGACCCGCUGAGCUCAAGUACAGCUACGAUCGUCACGGUCUGCUAUCGGAGAUCACAUCGCAGCAGGACGGCAUCAUUUCGUUUGUGUACAACGAUUGGAAUCUGGUGUCGGAAAUCGGUUUGGCCAGUCAGCGCAAGUUUGUGCUGCAGUACGACGAUGCGGGCGGCUUGCGACACGUCGUCCUGCCCUCGGGCACACGGCACAGCUUCAGCAUGCAGACCUCCAUCGGCUUCAUACGUUGCACGUACACGCCACCGGGCAGCACUCGGGCUUAUCUCCAGCACUACAGUCACGCCGGGGCGUUGUUGCAAACGAUUCUACCCGGGGAUGGGGCGCGCAUUGUGUAUCGCUAUAAUGCGGCCGGCCAACUGACCGAGGUGGUGCAUGGCGACGGACGCAGCGAGUUCCAGUACAACGAUGCCACCGGCAUGCCGAGCACGGUGUCGCAUGCGGAACGGGAACUUGAGUACCGAUGGGACUUUGAGUAUGCCGCCGGAUUGUUGACGGAGGAGCGCAUCGAUUAUGUGGCCAAGACCGGACUGAGCAAUGCGAAGUUCAGCUACGAGUACGACAGUCAAUUGCGUGUGAUUGCACUCCAGGGACGCAUCGGUGGCCAGAGUUUGCCCAGCCAGGCGUACGCUUACGAUCGUCGCACCGGUCAGCCAAGUCUGAUCGGACAGUUCAAGUUCACGCGUCCGGCCCUGAAUCAGACGCAACUCCACGAUGGCACCGCUGGCUUCACGCGCACCGUCGACGGUCGCUUCCAGACGCAACGCAUGGCCCUGACCAUCCAUCGACUGGAGGUGUUCCGCAUGGAGUUCAGCUAUGGGGUGCAUGGUCGCAUCUCGCAGACGCGCACUUACACCCGCAACAUGGCUGUGAAUAGUUACACGAACGUGAAGAACUACACGUGGGACUGUGAUGGGCAGCUGGUGGGCGUGGAGGCACAGGAACCGUGGGGAUUCCGGUACGAUGACAACGGCAAUCUGUUGUCGCUGACGUAUCGGGGCAACACCAUACCGAUGGAGUACAAUGCCCAGGAUCGCAUUGUCAAGUUCGGUGAGGGUCAGUACAAGUACGAUGCUCGCGGUUUGGUGGCGCAGAAUGCACGCGAGGAACGCUUCCACUACAACACGCAGGGUUUGUUGGUGCGCGCCUCGAAACGGGGACGAUUUGAUGUGCGCUACUAUUACGAUCAUCUGAAGCGUUUGACCACGCGUAAGGACAACUUUGGCAAUGUCACGCAAUUCUUCUACACGAACCAACAGCGACCGUACGAAGUCUCGCAGAUUUAUUCACCGCGCGAUGGUAAACUCAUGUCCCUGACGUACGACGAUGUCGGUCAUCUGAUCUACGCCCAGGUGUAUCGGCACAAGUAUUAUGUGGCCACAGAUCAGAGCGGCACACCGUUGAUGCUGUUCAAUCAGUACGGCGAGGGCAUCAGGGAGAUAAUGCGUUCGCCGUUCGGUCACAUUGUCUACGACUCGAAUCCGUAUCUGUAUCUGCCCAUCGAUUUCUGUGGCGGCAUUCUCGAUCAGGUCACCACGCUCGUGCACAUGGGCGACGGACGUGUCUAUGAUCCCCUGAUUGGUCAAUGGAUGUCGCCCGAUUGGCAGCGUGUUGCCGAGCGCAUCAUAACGCCGACGCGUCUGCAUUUGUAUCGCUUCAAUGGCAACGAUCCGAUCAAUGUGGGUCAGGAGCGUCAUUAUCCCGCCGAUUUUGCCAGCUGGAUGCGAACCCUCGGCUACAAUGUGGGCAACAUGAUGCCCCAACUGUCGAAGGACUUGUGGCAACCGCCAGCACUCUGGGGACGUCCGCCCACCAAUCCGAUAGCGUUGAACAUGCGGCGACCCUUUGACAACAUCCCGACGAUGGCGGUGGAAAGCGGCUUCCUUGCGCACCUCAAUGUACGUCGCAUGUCCGACUUUGAGCAGCUCUCGGCACCGCCUCGUUCCGCACUCAAAUGCGAUGUAAUGGAUCCCUCGCCGCGCAGCAUUGGCUCCGAUACCGAACCGCCUUUCGGCAAGGGAAUUGUUGUCUCACGCACUGCUGAUGGUCAGGCCAUUGUGUCGAGUGUCCCCGCAGCGAAUGCCAUCUAUCGGGAUGUCUACACGAGUGUGUUCAAUCGCUCGAAGUUGCUGCCGUUCACUUUCGUGGUGCACAAUGCGCAACAGGAUUCGUUCUUCUUCGUCAAGGAGGAUGCGUGGCGCGCCAGCGAGGAUCGACAGCAACUGAAGCGACUCCAGGGUCAGGUCAACACCACGUUCCAUGAGAUCACACGCGAGGCAACGCCCGGCGGUGGUUCGGGCUCACAAAGCGGAGCAGCUGGCGGUGCAAACGCUGCUGGCGCCUCGACUGGCAACUAUCUGGAUGUGAAGAUCCAUGGAGCGCAUGCCAUCAUCAAUUUGCGCUACGGCACCACGGUGGCCAAGGAGCAGCAGCGUCUGAUGCAUCACGCCAAGUUGACGGCGGUGCGCAAGGCCUGGCACAGGGAGAAGGAGGCGUUGCGCAGCGGUCUGACGACAGCGCUCGAAUGGACCCAGCAGGAGUCCGAUGAGAUUGUGAAGCAGAGCUAUGCCAAUAACUAUGAGGGUGAGUACAUACACGAUGUCGCCCUGUAUCCGGAACUCGCCGAGGAUCCCUACAACAUCAAGUUCGUGAAGAAGAAGGGCGCCACCGGGGGUGCGGCGGGUGUGCCAAAUGGUCAGCAGAGGCGACGACGACGCAGCCUCACAUCGGCCUGGUCGACUGGCUCGGAUCACGGUGACUCGACAGGGGAUGCGGAUACCGAGUCCGUUGCGUGUUAGUCGCAUCCUCCCCCAUCACUGUCACCACUUCCCUCUACCCACUAAACAUAUGCAUAUACUAUAUAUAUAAAUUACAAAGAAAACAUAUUUAUAAAAAAAAAAGAGAACAAAAGAAAACUAUCAAUAAUUACCGAGUAUUAUUAGCCCCCGAAAAGCGGAAGGGCGCAAACGAGAACGAAGAUGAAGAUGAAGAAGAGGAAAAACUGUACUAAAAAUAACUAAACAAUAGGAUCUAAAAACUCAAACACACACAGACACACACACACCGUAAAUGUUAAUCGAAUUCAUUUAUAAGUCAAGCUAAAGAAUGUUUUUUUUUUUUUUAAUCGUUAGUAACUAGAUGCGACAGAGCAAAUGCAUAUAUAUAUAUAUAUAUAAUGAAUGAUGAUAUAUACACUAUAUACAUAAUAUAUAUAUACAAUAUAAAACAAUAAUAUUAUUGUAAUAGUUUAUAGACGGACGGACAGUUCAUGCACAGGCGUGUCUAUAGAUUGAGUAUGUGUGUAGCCGAUAAAUAUGUCUAGAUGUCUAGAAAUGUAAUAAAAAUGUGUGUCAAGAUAUUCCGUAUCAAUGUCUACUAAUAAACACAUAACAAGCGAACGAAAGGGAAGGUAAAUGAAGUUAGAUCUAUGAGAGGUAAGGCAACUAUUUUUUUUUUUUCGUUGAUUGAUUGAUUGAUCGUGGUACUCGAGCUUUUUGAGACUGGCAUAGUUUUAAACAAAUCACACACACACACUCACACUCACACUCAUACAAAACAUACCAAGCUAAGCGAGAUGGAUGAGGAAUAUAUAUAUAUAUGCAUAUAUACUCGAUAUAGACACGCUUGAGCAUGACGUAUAACUAUGAUAACUGUAUAUAUAACGGAUAUGAGAUGGGAUGCAACAAAUAAUGAAGCAUAGUUUUAGGGGCCCGUCGUAGCUGUAGCUAAUUAUGCCAAGUUUAGACCAAAACGAGCAGAACGAGAGAGAGAGAGAGAAAGCUUAAUACACACACACACACACUGACAGACAGACAGACAUGCUCAUGCUAUAUAGCCAACUUUCUAUAUAUGAAAUGAAAAGCGAAAAAAAAACAAACACACACAUAUUACUAUUAUAAACUAAUAGAGAAAACGCAAAACCACAAUGGAAACAAAAAAAAAAAAACAAAGUAAAAACUAAUUAAAUAUGCGCCAUAAAUGUAACUGUAACUGUAACUGUAAACCAUAAAAGCAUGGCUAAAAUAUUUAAACAAAUUAAUAGGCCACACAUUACCGUCGAGGCAAUUACGCUGCAAUUUCGCAAGCUGCAAUAUUGCAGCGAAAUUAUCAGGCGAAAACAUAAAGAACAAACCACAAUAGCGAAACGAAACGAAACACAAAACAACAAAACAAAACAAGAACAAAAGGCAUAAUUAUGCAACAUCAAUUUUUAGCUCUUAAAUAUAAAAAAUAAUUGCAUUUUUUUGUACGUAACUUUUAACUUAAUUAAUUUAUUGCUUUCAAAAUGGGAGGGAAACAAACAAAAAGAAAAAACAAAAACAAUUGCAACAUAUAUAUUAUAUUUAAAAUAGUGUACGUAAAGAGCUUUUCUUUUUUUUUUUUUAUUAGAUAGCUUGUAAGCGAAUUAUUAUUAUGAAUUAAUGAUUAAAUUAAAGCCUAAUUCUAUUAUUAAAAUUGUAAAAUGUUUUGUUAUUAUUUGUAAGAUUCUUUGCGCUUUCUUUGACAAACAAAAGAACAAGAAAAACGCAAAUCUCAUUACACAAAUAAAUAAAAUAAAACAAGCAAACGAAAAAAAAGAAAAACAAAAACAAAAAUUGUGAAAUCAAUAAAUGAAAUUACUAUUACACGAAGAAGAAGAAGAAUAACAACAAUUGACAGUAUUACAAGACGUUGGAUGAGGAAGAAGUACAGCAAAAUUCACUCAACGACGAAUGAUUCGUUUCCGAUUCAAAUAAAAACAAAAACACUCACACUCACAUGCAGCUGAUUCAUUUUCCGUCCAAUUGCAUGCUCACACACACAUACACACACACACUAACACAGAGACAUUCACUUAAGUUUUGAUUAGUUUUUCUGCUUUGCAAUUGUUUGAAUUCAAAAAUUAUAAUUUAAUAAAUUGGUGCUUAUCGAAUUUAUUGCAAAAAAGAAAACUAUUUAAGCUUAGAAUAAUAACAACAUUUUCUUCCUUCUUUUUGUCCUGUCGAGAGGGGUCGAAGGAUUUGUUUUUUUUCUAGCGCCUAAGUGAGAUGAUAUAAUACGAUAUGCUAACGAUAAUAUAUACAUAAAUAUAUAUAUAUAUAUAAAUGAUAUCUAUAGAGAGAUUUGGCCUACAAAUUGCUGAAUUAGUUGCAACAAAAAAAAGGAAAACAAAAAAUGAAAUUUUUUAGAUGAAAUGUGGCCAAAAGACGAAAAGAAAGAAGAGAGAAAGGCAAGUGCAAGGCAAUUGGCGUAGAUACUAACGAUAAUGAUAGCGAUUACGAUAACGAUAACGAUAAACGAUAGCGAUAAACGAUAACUCUGUGUUUUCUUUUCUAAGUUUGUUCUGUUUUUAGUCUGUAAUGAACAUAGAACUUGGCAAACACCGCACCCGACCUAAGCAACUGCUAGUUAUGUAGCUAAGUAUGUACUAUAUACAUACUCUCUCUAUAUAGUACGAUAUGUGUAUGUAUGUACUUACCCGCGUAUGUCGAGGGGCGUGGUCAUGGGUCGCAUUGCAUACAUAAGCGUUAUAUCAAAAGCUUUCCGCUUUCUAUGUUGGCAAGAAACAACAAAAUACACCUAAAAUGAGAAUGAGAAUACCGCAGAGGAGUAAAAAUACCAUAUAAAUAUACUAGUUUGUAGUCUAACAAAAAAAAUAUGGCUGACUUGGCUUUGCUUGGCAAGUGGACAGCCCCACUGUUAGAUUUUUGUGUAAAUACUUCUUAAGGGCUACUGAACGGUAAACUAGUGUUGUAUAACGCAAACAUACUUAUAUAGCACACACACACACACACAUACCACAUAAAUGUGUAACGACAUGUUUUUUUUUGUGUGGCUUUUCUCGUCGCUCGCGCCUAAAAAUACUUAAAUGUAAUAUAUAAACAUAAUAAGAAACCAAAUAGAGCUACAUAAUAAAUACAAUAACAUAAUGAUAUGCAACCAAUUGGUAUUUAAAUGGUAUAUUCUUAGUAUUUAUACAAAUAUAUAUAAUUAAAAAUAUAUAUAAAUGUGUGUGUAAUGUUUUUUUUAUAUAUACAUUUAGUUACGCGAUUUUCACGGUUUUCUUUUGUUAAUUGGCAAAACAAUGACAAACAAUUUGACAAACAAAAAAAGGAAAACAAAAAUCACAAAAAAACAAAAAGAAAAACACAAAUAAAGAGCAGGAGUCAGUUACCUAUUAGAAUUUGGCAAGCAUUAAAAAGAAAAAUAUGAAAAACAAAAAAUCAAUUGCUUCAAAAGCAACAAAAUACUAAUAAAUGAUACUGCAAAAAGAAAACGUAAAAAUGAAACUCACGUAAGAAGCCAAAAAUGCAAAUGAAAAAAUGAAACAAAAUGCAGAACAACAAAUUGCGCACGAGGAGGAAAAAAAGGGAAAAUAAAGAAUACUUUAGAGCAAAAGCAUCCGACGAUGAAAUGGCUUAAAGAGAAGACGAUGCAAAAGGCAAAAAAUAAGUAUGUAUAUGUAUAUAAAAUGGUAUUUUAGUAUAUUUAUGUUAGAUGCGCCGUCAAAUAAGGAAGAAACAAAAUAAAUGGCAAAGUCAAGAUGAAAACCAGAAGAAAAAACAAAACAAAAAAAUACUUAGCAAAUAAAGAAACAGGGAAACAAUUGAGAUAAAUUAACAUUUAAACAAUUAAACUCUAUACACACACACACACAUGUACACUCACACAGACAUUUGCAGAUAGACAGAGACAGAUAGCUAUUCUUACAGCGACAAACAACAGAAGAUGAAAGAAACCCACAAACAUACUCACACACACAUCUACACACACACAAAACGAUGGAAAAGAAAACAAAAUUUAGCAACAACAAGAAUUUAUGAGAUAUAAUAAAUAACACUAAAUAAAAUACCAAAUAAA
Drosophila sulfurigaster albostrigata is the source of this 15538-nucleotide messenger RNA. RefSeq names its product teneurin-a (gene Ten-a). Gene Ontology annotation, biological process: motor neuron axon guidance. The record is from RefSeq and is a predicted model, not a curated record. NCBI's taxonomy places the organism in Eukaryota, Metazoa, Arthropoda, Insecta, Diptera, Drosophilidae. Bases 1114 to 11496 code for a protein of 3460 amino acids. The transcript has 20 exons.